AUGUCAAAAGACCAAGCUAAAAAACACUCUAUGGACAUCUCCCACGUGGCGGCGGUGGAAUUGCCUCUCGUGGUGAGGAAUACCGAUAAGGCAAUUGCCAUGUUGGGAGGAAAAGACAGAAUCAAAAGAGCUCUCGAUUCUCAGUAUAAACCUCAGGCUAUUCAGCCCAGCAGCCAUUCCGUGGAUGACAAGAACUUGGAGUUGCGCCUCCGAAAUGAUCCAUUUCACCAUCCUAUUCAGGCCUCUUUCAACAGAAGAGAGAAAAUUCUCCUCAAAGUAUCGAUCCCAAAGUCCUCUUUGCCUAGUGACUACUAUGAAAACCCACAUAAAUAUACCAUUCGGGACUUGAUUGGGAGAAAUUCAGAUAGUUCAGGACCCUCGCACAAGGUUGAGCCUGUGGCUAUCAUCAACAAAAAUUACACUUUCCGUGCAAUUGCGGACUUUCAGAUGUCCACCAAGAACAACCAAACUGUGCAAGAUUUCAAUAAGAAUAUGCUCAAUGUGCGUAACUACGAGGACUUGGAGAAGUACUAUAAGGAGAAGCUCGAGGUCAAAGACGAUUUUAAGGACCUGCUGAACUAUGAGAAUAAAGUCCACAACUUUAUUCCUCCCCCACAUUUCAGUGGAAUCAGAUUCCCUUUCGACUUCAAAUAUCAGAAGAGUCCCUACACCGUCACAUUAAAAGACACCAACGGCGAUGUCAAGGUUGUGAUGAAAUCCGACAGCAAGAAGUUGUUCACGAAUACUGUGGAUUACUACGGAGAUUCAGUGCCCCAGUAUCCAUUGCCAGAAAUCAUCAAGAACUACGACUGGCUCUUGAAAUCAGAUUUGUCUCAAGAAUACGCAGAUAAGAAAUUGUUUGAUUGCAUCCAAUACUUGACCAUGCUCUUUGAUGUGAAACCUAUUUGGCUUAGAAAGCUGCUCAUUGAUGCAACACCAGAGAAUCUCAAAUCUGCUGUGAAGGAGGCAUUGCCGUACGUCUCCUACUGCUACAAGAACGGACCGUGGCGGUUCUGUAACGUUAAGUUGGGUGUGAAUCCUAAACAUGACUCCUCUUACUGGAUAUACCAGAGUGAAUACUUCCGGUUACAAAGACUUGCGAGAGCUGAUGGAAGGGAAUCAGGCGUGCGGAUAGUUCCAAAUACCAUCAAAAUAUCUAGCGAUAGAACAGACAUUAAGCUCUCAGAAGAUUUGUUUUUCACCGGACUAAAGCUUCCCAAGGCCAUUAACUACCAAAUUGGAGAUAUUAUGGACGCCGAUAUUCUUCGGGUGGUGGAGAGAGCUCAACAAAAAGAUGGAAGCUUUUUCCGAGAAACCGUGGACUCACAGGAUGGAUGGGUUAAAAAACAAGUCAUGGAAACCAUCCGCAGAAUUGUCAGGUAUAAAUUGCGUCGGUUGCAAAAAGAAGAAGCGAUAGACUCGGAGAAAGUGGAAAAGAUCAUAUCUACAGACUACACCGAAAAGGAUUUGGCUGAUGGCCAUGGAAAGGAGGAAGAUGACGAUGAUGAAGACAAUGAAGUAAUUGAUAAUCCUGAAGAAGAAGACGAUGGAGGAGAAAAUGACGAAAAUGAAGAAGCUGAAGUUGAAGUUGAAGUUGAAGAGGACGAGGACGCGAACGAUACUCCCAUAGUCAACGAGGAAACUAUUCUCCACCGAAUUAAAGAGGUGGACCCACAAACAGCAAACAAAAUCAACUCCUUAGUGGGUCUCAUAAAACAGGAUUCUAUCGAUCAGGCAUAG
Molecule: messenger RNA, 1740 nt
Organism: Sungouiella intermedia
Lineage: Eukaryota; Fungi; Ascomycota; Pichiomycetes; Serinales; Metschnikowiaceae
Source: the annotation of a GenBank genome assembly